Peromyscus leucopus (white-footed mouse) is the source of this 903-nucleotide messenger RNA. Its product is annotated as putative vomeronasal receptor-like protein 4. Lineage: Eukaryota; Metazoa; Chordata; Mammalia; Rodentia; Cricetidae. Gene Ontology annotation, molecular function: pheromone receptor activity. Gene Ontology annotation, cellular component: membrane. The record is from RefSeq and is a predicted model, not a curated record. The transcript has a single exon. Gene Ontology annotation, biological process: G protein-coupled receptor signaling pathway. Bases 1 to 903 code for a protein of 300 amino acids.
AUGAAGUGGAAUAAUAUUCUCCACACAGUAAUCUUCCUUUCUCUUGCUGGACCUGGAAUUGUGGGAAAUAACCUAAUAUUUGCGAGACAUGUAUACAUGUCUGUCUUGGGCACUGAGAAAAAGCCUGUGGAUUUUAUUAUCAUCCACUUGGCAUUUUCUAAUAUGAUUAUUAUUUGUACCACGGGAAUCAGAGACAUAGCCACAGUGUUUUAUUUCAGAAACUUCCUCGGCGAUACUGGCUGUAAAGCUGCGGUUUAUCUGGCAAGGAUGGCCCGGGGCCUCUCCAUCUGCACCACCUGUCUCCUUAGCAUGGUCCAGGCUGUCACGAUCAGUCCCAGGACCACCCUUUGGACAAAGCUCAAACCACAGACCUCAUGGCAAGUUCUUCCCUUUCUCCUCCUCUUUUGGAUUGUUAAUGUUCUCAUAAGCUCCAACUUGCUCUGCUACAUCAAAGCAGGUGGUGGCUUGAACAUGUCUACACCCGGAACAUACAUUGGACAUUGCUAUAUGCUGCCAUCCAGAAAUAUAAUCAAGUGGCUUUUCCUCUCUCUCAUGACUCUUCGUGAUGUCACCUUUCAGAGUCUGAUGGGCUGGAGCAGUGGGUCGAUGGCUCUCCGUCUUUAUAAGCAUCAGAAGCGUGUCCUGUACCUUCACAGCUCCAGGCUUGAAAACAAUUCUUCUCCAGAAAUCAGAGCGACAUGGAGUGUUCUCAUUCUAAUGUCCUGCUUUCUUUUCUUCUAUUGGGUAGAUUUCAUUCUCUCCUUUCACACCGGUUUCACAGUGACACACGAUUCUCUUUCCCUAAAUAUUAAAACAUUUUUAGAACUUGGUUAUGCUGGUCUUAGCCCCUAUGUUCUGAUUAGCAGAGACAUCCGUGUUCCUAAUGUCUUGCAUGCUCAGUGA